This is a messenger RNA of Cucumis sativus (cucumber), 1674 nucleotides long. RefSeq names its product putative esterase YitV. NCBI's taxonomy places the organism in Eukaryota, Viridiplantae, Streptophyta, Magnoliopsida, Cucurbitales, Cucurbitaceae. Gene Ontology annotation, biological process: proteolysis. Gene Ontology annotation, molecular function: serine-type peptidase activity. Bases 174 to 1418 code for a protein of 414 amino acids. The record is from RefSeq and is a predicted model, not a curated record. The transcript is spliced from 13 exons.
AAGGCGGCAUGAUUGAAAGAUUCUGAGAAUGGGAACCAUUCGCCGAUCAGAAAAGAUAAAAAAGGAUUACGAGAAAGACAGCCGGCAGCUUUGCUUCACCCAUCGGAAAAAUGAUGUGGGCCUUCUUGGGUUGCUUCCACUUCAACUCCCAACAAUAAUUUUUAAUAACAAUAAUGGCAAUUCUCAUAUCUCACGUGCUACUUCUCCCUAACUCCCUCGCAUGCCUUUCCCACGCACCAACAUCUUUCCCAUGGAACCGCCAAAGUUUCUGUGCCUUUAAAUCCUUGUACCGUGUUGCAGCCAGGGGUAGGUACCCAAAGGAAGUCAAUCAAAUGGAAGAAGCGAUCGUUGACGCCGACAAGUUUCGGGUCGAAUUCCUUCGAGUUCUCCGUAGUAGACGAUCUGGGGAAGUACCGCUGAAUGUGAAGCACACAGAGCCUGUUCUCAACCCUCUGAUUCAGGAGGCCAACCCGCCAACCUUUAGUAAGGUGAUGGCUUCUUGUCCAAAGGAAACUUCUUGCAAUUUGAAGGACUUGCUUCACGAGGAAAAUCUUCAUCUUACUACGGAGGAAGGAGAGCAAGGGCAGUUGCCCAUAUUGAUCAUGAGCAUGAAGGAGAGCAGACAGCAAAAAAGACCGGGAAUUGUUUUUCUGCACAGUACAAACAAGUGCAAAGAGUGGUUGAGACCAUUGCUCGAGGCUUAUGCAUCGAGGGGAUAUGUAGCUAUUGCCAUUGAUUCUCGUUACCAUGGUGAAAGGGCCAAGACCAAAACCACAUACCGUGAUGCUCUUAUUUCUGCAUGGAAAAAAGGUGAUACCAUGCCAUUCAUAUUUGACACGGUUUGGGACUUGAUAAAGUUGGCAGAUUAUCUGACAAGGAGGGAAGACAUUGAUCCAUGUAGAAUAGGAAUUACUGGUGAAUCACUUGGAGGAAUGCAUGCAUGGUUUGCUGCUGCUGCUGACACUCGCUAUUCUGUGGUUGUCCCCAUAAUCGGCGUGCAGUCUUUUGGAUGGGCUGUAGAUAAUGAUAAGUGGCAGGCACGAGUUGAGAGUAUAAAGCCUGUUUUUGAGGAAGCACGAAUUGAAUUAGGCAUGAAUGAGAUCAACAAAGAAGUGGUGAAGAAGGUCUGGAAUAGGAUUGCUCCUGGAUUGGAUUCCCAAUUUGACUCGAUAUAUUCAGUUCCAGCUAUUGCACCACGUCCUUUGUUGUUAUUAAAUGGUGCAGACGAUCCUCGAUGUCCAGUUGCCGGUUUGGAUGCUCCGGUGUCAAGAAUCCAGACAGCUUAUCAAAAGUUUGGUUGUCCAGAAAAUUUCAAGUUCAUCACACAAACUGGGAUUGGUCACGAAAUGACAACAGAGAUGGUAAAAGAAGCAAGUGAUUGGUUUGACAAGUUCUUAUGCGAGAGUAUAAAAGAGUAAUGACUUUUCUCGUCCCUUAAUUCCUUUGGAUAUCUAUUAUGCAUUUAUGAAUACAAUGUUCUUCAUGUACGAGUAACAAAAGAUCUGUCAUUUUACUUGUUACUUAACAAGUUCCUUACAAUUCAUGCUCUAGUUGGGUCAAAACUAGAGUGAGAUUGUUCGAAUUGCAACAUUAAAGUAAAUGUAAUUUAGUUAAUGUAAUUUCAAAAUUGUAACAAUUCAGCCUCCAUUUGGUAAUAUUUUUCGUCUUCUUAUA